UGACAAACUUGCAGUUAACUUCACUAUAUAAACAUCUCCCGCCCAAUUCUUCACAUUUUAUAAAAAUUUAUGUAUCGUUUAUUAUUUUUUGUAUAACCUAACUCACAAAAUAAAUAAAUAAAUAAAUAAAAAUCAACAAGGAUAUCUUGUUUAAUAAAAAAAUAAAACGUCCAGGUUAAUUAAAAAUCAAGAUGAUUAUUAAAUUAGACAGUAUUAUUAAUUGUUCAUCAGAACAUCCUGAUUAUCCUGCAUCAAAUUUGUUAAAAAAUCCAUCACCAGGACCUUGGAAAUGUGAAAAACCUGGUGAAAUGAUGACAUAUGUUAUAUUUAAAUUACCAGAGGCAUCAAAUAUAACUGGUGUUGACAUUGGUAAUUAUCGUUGUUGUAUUGUCAUUGUAACUGGUUCAACAUCAGAUGAUCCAGACAAUUGGAUACCAAUUGUAAAUCAUCAAUUUAUGACUCAUGAUGAAGCAGCAAAUAACAAAUGGAAAGAUCAAGUACAAUUAUUUACAAAAAAAGAAAUAAGUUCAACAGCUCUAAAUACAAAAUUUGAUAGAAUAAAAGUAACAUGCAUGCAAUCAGCAAAUGGUAGAGAAUUAUUUGGUUUAUUAUUUUUAAUUCUCAAAACAGAAGUUACUCUUGUUGAUAUUAAUGCUGAUGUUUUUGGUAAAUUUACAAUGAAAACAACUGAUGACAAAGAAAUUAAAACAACAUUCAAAGAAAAAUAUUUGCGUUUAUUUCCAAGUCAAAAAACAAAUUAUAAAGAUGAGCUAAAAGAAAAAGUCAAAGAAAAUGCAUUGGAAAAUUUUAAUAAACGUCAAGAAGAACCAAAAGAACCUAAAAAAAGACCUCUUCUUGAAAAAUUAGAAGCCGGAUUGAGUGAUGAAGUGUUUGGUACAAAAAAAAAUGAUAAAGUUGAUAAUCAAACUCCAGUUAAAAGAACACCAUUUGGUGAUAUUAUACCUGAUGAAAGCAACAAAAAAUUAUCAGUUAAAAAAGUUGACAAUGAAUCAAAUAAAAAUACAUCAAAAGAUGAUGAUGUUGUUAAUGUAGCUAAAAAAAUAAUUCCACAAGAUCCAAAAGAUUUGAAAAAAAUUAAAUACAGUGAUGUUAUUGAUGAUGACAGUGAUGAUGAUGAUGAUGCUGAAGAAACAAAAACAUGGACUAGAAUAAAAAAUAAUGUAUCAGAUGAUGAUGAUGAUAAAGAUGAUGAUGAUGAUUCAGCUAAAAAAUGUUCAGUAUGUUCUGAUGAAGCAUCAAAUAGAGUAUGUAAAAAAUGUAAUAAAUAUCCAAAAAAUAAUAUGAAUGAAUCACCACCUUCUAAAAAAGUAAAAAUAACUAAAAAAUUAUCAAAACCAUUUGAUAAAUUAAUGGAAGAUGUUAGUUUUUCAUUGAGUGGUUAUAAAAAUCCUCAACGUGAUGAAAUAAGAAGAAAAGCAUUAAAAAUGGGAGCAAAAUAUAUACCAGAUCCUGAUAAAAGAAAUAAUAAAUGUUCACAUUUAAUUUGUGCAUUUAAAAAUACACCAAAAGCUGAUUUAUUAAGAGGACAUACUAAAAUUGUAUCACAUGUAUUUAUUGAAGAUACAUUUGAUAAUAAAAACAGAUUUUCAUGGAGACGAUAUGCAUUGAGUAGUAAGGAUAAAAAACAACCAGAAAGUGAAGAUGAAAUUGAAUGUGCUAGUUUAAAAAAAAAUGUAUAUGAUCAAGAGACAGAUCCAGAAUCAAAUUCUGAUUGUGAUUAUUGAGUGGUCCUAUUAAUUUACUUGUUUAUUUAUUUGUUCAUGAGUUUGUUGAUUCAUUUGAUGAUCAAUAAAUUGACUUUUGUAUUGUACAUUAUUAUUUAUUCAUGUCCAGGAUGUGUCCAAAAUUGUGACAAUUAAAAUAAUAAUGUGACAACGAAAAUUGAUGAAGAAAAUCUUGAUAAAUCUCGUGAAAAUGCUGGUAUUGUUGGUGGCUCAUCUUCAAUUCAUUUACUAUUCGAAUCGGUAUCAAGUAAAUUGUCAUCAAUAAAAAAUUUCACAAUACUAUUAUUUUGAAUAAUGAUUAUUCUUUAAUAUUGUAAUUACAAAAAUUUAAUUUUUAUUAUCAAUUAAAUAACAAAUACAAAUAUAAUAAA
Aphidius gifuensis is the source of this 2116-nucleotide messenger RNA. RefSeq names its product DNA repair protein XRCC1 (gene XRCC1). Gene Ontology annotation, cellular component: nucleus. The record is from RefSeq and is a predicted model, not a curated record. Gene Ontology annotation, biological process: base-excision repair; single strand break repair. Bases 192 to 1745 code for a protein of 517 amino acids. Lineage: Eukaryota; Metazoa; Arthropoda; Insecta; Hymenoptera; Braconidae. The transcript has 3 exons. Gene Ontology annotation, molecular function: damaged DNA binding.